Peromyscus eremicus (cactus mouse) is the source of this 1102-nucleotide messenger RNA. It is a transcript of the gene Cdnf, whose product is annotated as cerebral dopamine neurotrophic factor. Gene Ontology annotation, biological process: dopaminergic neuron differentiation; neuron projection development. The record is from RefSeq and is a predicted model, not a curated record. The coding region runs from base 122 to 685 and encodes 187 amino acids. Gene Ontology annotation, cellular component: endoplasmic reticulum. The transcript is spliced from 4 exons. NCBI's taxonomy places the organism in Eukaryota, Metazoa, Chordata, Mammalia, Rodentia, Cricetidae.
AGCCAAUGGGAACUCUUGGCGAAAUUGCGUCACUUGUUUCCUGCCUCUUUCCCGGCUCACGAGGUUGCCUACGGCGACAGUAGUGCAGGAGGCACUGGCCGUUCCCGGUCCCAGGCUCAGCAUGCGGUGCACCAGCCUACCUACCCUAGUGACCUUUUGCGCCGGGCUUUGGAUCUCGGACCUGGUGCUGGCGCAGGGCCUGGAGGCCGGUGUGCAGCCGAGGGCUGACUGUGAAGUAUGUAAAGAAUUCUUAAACCGAUUCUACAACUCCUUGCUAACCAGAGGAAUAGACUUUUCUGUGGACACCAUAGAGAAAGAGUUGAUCAACUUUUGCUUGGAUGCCCAAGGAAAAGAAAACCGCCUGUGCUAUUAUCUGGGAGCCACCAAAGACGCAGCCACCAAGAUCCUAGGUGAAGUUACACGUCCCAUGAGUGUGCACAUGCCCAUAGUGAAGAUCUGUGAGAGGCUGAAGAAGAUGGACAGCCAGAUUUGUGAGCUAAAGUAUGAGAAGAAAUUGGACUUGGCGUCGGUGGACCUGGGGAAGAUGAGAGUCGCGGAACUGAAGCAGAUCCUGCACAGCUGGGGGGAAGAGUGCAAGGCCUGUGUAGAAAAAAACGACUACGUCAACCUCAUCAAAGAACUGGCCCCCAAAUAUGCGGAGAUGCACCCCCAAACGGAGCUCUGACCUCAGCUAUUGGUGCACAUGGACUGUAGUUAGAGCAAAACGACCGUCUAAGACAUGGAUGUGUUGGUUAAGGCUAACCAGGGACCGCCCUGGUGGUAUACUCACUGUUGUGCUGCUUAGGCUUGUGAUUAACCAAUGCUUCCUGCUGGUCACCCACGUUUGCAGAGUCCGGAGACCUCAAAGUGCCUUUCUCCUCCUCCUUUGGAAGGUGCAGGGGUUCUCUUUGCACGACUGUGACAAUGGCGCCCGGCAGAAGUGAGUCAGGGGAGGGAUAUUUACUCAUGGUUUCAGCCCAUCAUGUCGGGGUAGCUAAUGGCAGAGCAGCUCAGAGCACGGAGACAGGCGCUCGGCAGAGACGGUUGUCAUUAUGGGGGACUGAGAAGCAGAAAGUGAUGUUCAAAUAAGGGUAAGGCUGUG